Colias croceus (clouded yellow) is the source of this 2053-nucleotide messenger RNA. Its product is annotated as NADH-cytochrome b5 reductase-like. Gene Ontology annotation, molecular function: oxidoreductase activity. The coding region runs from base 293 to 1174 and encodes 293 amino acids. The record is from RefSeq and is a predicted model, not a curated record. NCBI's taxonomy places the organism in Eukaryota, Metazoa, Arthropoda, Insecta, Lepidoptera, Pieridae. The transcript has a single exon.
UGUUGUGACUAGAAAUAGCUGGAAAUAGCUACGAGAAAUAGGUAGAAAAAGAAAAUAGAGAAUAAUUUUAAAUUCGCAACUGUGAUUCGCAAAUCAUAGUAUAAUACAAUAUUCAUGUUAUAAGUAUUCAUGUAGUAUUCAUACAAUUCAGCAGUAGGUGAUACUUUACGAGGUUAUGACUAAAAUAAUGUUUUCUACGUAAGGUACACAUACAAAUUAAUAAACAUAUUCUAAGAUUUUUUAUAGGGAUUAACAAUAAUCAUCAUUAUUGGUACCUAAUUAUUGAGCGAUCAUGAUACCACCAGUUGAACCAAGUAAAGAAGAUUGUUGCAAUAGUGGUUGUAAUCCUUGUAUUUUUGAUAUAUAUGAAAAGCAGUUGAAAUUAUACGAAAAGUUAAAAGAUAGCAAUAAAAAUGUUGAAAAGGAAAAUGACAAUGGUAUUUUACAGCUGGAGUAUACAGUAUUUGUUGUUACUGAAAUUUUUAAUGUAUGCACUUCACACAAGAUAAUAAAAUUCAAACGAAAAGUAGAUGGUCAUAGAGUCUGGUGGAAGCCUGGUGAUCAUUUUUUCGUUUUAUACAAAUCAAAGAGUAUGAAGUGCUCACGAGCAUACACUCCAAUAAAAUUAAAGCAACAAGAGUUUAACAAUUUUGAUUUCUCUAUUAUUGUCAAGAAAUAUUCCAAUGGCUUAGUAUCCAAUUAUUUAUUUAAUUUAGUGGAGGGAGAUUUAACAUAUUGGAGAGGACCUUGUGAUUCUUAUGAAGUUACACCAAAUAAGUAUAAUAAUAUAAUUAUGGUAGCACAAGGGACAGGCAUUGCACCUUUUAUGUCUAUAAUAGAAAGCAUUUUACUGAAUGAAGAUGAUCUAACUAAAAUUAUUUUAUACUUCUGCUGUCAAUCUAUGGAAACAAUUUUAUUCAGAGAGGAAUUAUAUGCAUAUAAAUCUUAUUGGAAUUUUAAAUACGAAGUUUACUUGAGUCAAUGCUUGUUGGAAGUUGAUAUGAAAUAUGAAGAACCUAUUAUAAACAGACGUCUUAACUUUGAAGAUAUAAAACAAUUCCCUCAAAUAAACAAAAAUCAAUAUUUGGUCUGUGGAUCUAGUGCUUUUAUGGAACACUUUAGAAGUCAAUUUUUGUUGCAAAAUGUACCCUCUGAAAACAUAAAAUUGUUUUGAGUACAUGUAAAAUAAAGUGGAGUCAAUCCUUUCAAUAAACUUGAUGUAUAUUUAUAAUCAACAACCAACUACAGAUAAAGAAAGUUUGAGAAAAACUUCACUGGCAAAAUAAUAUUUAGAAAAAUAUAGAAGAUUUUUAGAGGUUCAAUGGGUUGGCAAAUGCUCUAGGUCCAAAUAAUGUACUUCAAGUAUAUAUCAACAGAACAUUGGCAUAAAAUAGACAUUGAUUUUGGACACUGGAUGAAUCAUUGCAGAAUAUAUUAUGAAAAUUACCUUUUUUUUAAAUGUAAUGUUGCUUAACUGUGGACUUCAUAUGUGACUAAAUGCAUUGAGAAACCUGCACCCUCUUCGAGACUAAACAGUCGGAACAAAAAUACCUGUGUACUUACACAGUUUGUGAUGUAUAAUGUACAAUCCUGCAUUGGUAUGCUGGCCAAGUUUUGAACUAUCAAAAAUAAUAAAUUUUCGAAACAUUUAUUACUGAUACUUGUACAGUUUUUUAAUUUUAAUUCUUUUCCUUUUUUUCGAGAGUUAAAAAAUACAUUUAAUAUAAUUUGGUAACUUAAUAAAUCUGUUCUGAGUCUUGACCAUCUUUGUAUAUCAGUGAUCAGUCUAAUGCUUUACCUACUCAAUUAAGUGAAAAAGAAUGUUUAAAUCCCAUCGUCCACCACGGCAUAAGAAAAUAGUUUGAAUGCCAGCUAGUAAAUUGUACUAAUAAAUGUCGCAGGCAAAUUAUAUUAUAACGCCGUUUAGAAACGCUCGACAUAGGGUAAUUGCGCCAGUUCGCGUCCACUUAGUGCAGUUGGAAUGUUUGAAGGAGAAAAUAAAAAUGUUCCAGAACAAAUUUCAACGCAAAAUUUAUGAAACGUGUUCAUUACA